Messenger RNA from Carassius auratus (goldfish), 2035 nucleotides. Its product is annotated as alpha-(1,3)-fucosyltransferase 9-like. Lineage: Eukaryota; Metazoa; Chordata; Actinopteri; Cypriniformes; Cyprinidae. Gene Ontology annotation, molecular function: alpha-(1->3)-fucosyltransferase activity. The record is from RefSeq and is a predicted model, not a curated record. The transcript is spliced from 2 exons. The coding region runs from base 677 to 1798 and encodes 373 amino acids. Gene Ontology annotation, cellular component: membrane.
UUUGUGUACAGUGUAUCUGUAUUUCCUGCUUUCUCCUGCGUGCUUGCGUUAGGCAUUGUGUAUUGUUCCCAGACUAUCAUUUGUCUGGCUGCUUAGAGUUACUGUGUGUUUGCCGACAGGAUUUGUCUGACUGUCUGUGGAGUAUCCUAAGGAUAUACAUAGUGUGGAUCCAUGGGUCUAUUCAGUCCACGAGUAAGACAAUCGGAAUUAUGUUGUCUGGAACGGACAAGCAGCAGAAUGACUACAAGAGAGUCGCACCUAAAGUUUUGGAAGAAUCUUUGUCAAGCGAGAAAUUGGAACAUCUGACAUCUGUUGAACUGAAACUGAAACUCUGUGACGUGCUGCUGACAGACAGUUUAACCUAGUGAAGGGAAUGUAUCUGCUGAUUUCCUCCAAAGUUUGGACAUUUUGGCCUUAAUUCAAAUAGAGCUCGGACGAGAUCGGGAGGAAACCCGAACCGGGAUUCGAACUCGCUCCGCUCACGCGCAAACGGGUGUGUCUGAACUCUUAUCAUGAGGUCGCAAGCGCUGACUUUCCAGUGUAUUUUCAGAGUAAUUUCCGAUCUGAUACUUUUUAAACUUCCGUCUUUCGUCAUAGAUAUAGUGCAAUCCUCUGGCACUGACUGAACACGUAGUCAAUAUACGCAACAAACAACUUCAACAUUAUAUUUUAAUAAAUGGCUCUUAAAAGCGAUCAGAAGAUGUCAGGCAUAAAAGGCUCAUGGCUGUGCCGUUUGGUUGUAGUAGUGACAUUGGCAUGUGUCAUCUCUAUGAGCAUCAUGUUUUACAGUUUCUCGCCUUCUAACUGUCCACUACCAUUUCCUAAACCCAAACAAAACUGUGCAAAGAGCAACAUCCCUCUUUCUGAUAAAGCAGAGGAGAAACCUAUACUUCUCUUAUGGACCUGGCCUGAAAAUUAUAGGUUUGCUUUCAACGACUGCAAAAAGUUUUACAAUAUUGAUAAUUGUCAAUUGACGGAUGAUAGAGCUCUCUACAACGAUGCAGAUAACGUCAUCGUUUAUCAUAGAAACAUCGAAUGGGAUCUCUCCAACCUUCCUCCAUCCCCUCGUCCUCCGUUCCAAAGGUGGCUUUGGUUGCAUUUGGAAUCACCAACCAACACCAAAAGGAUUCCAGGUCUGGAAAACCUGUUCAAUCUCACGCUCAGCUACAGACAGGAUGCUGAUAUUCCUGUACGGAUGCGCUUGAUGACCAGGAAGAAACCUAAUGAGGAUUUCAUCAUUCCCAAAAAGGAUAAACUGGUGUGUUGGAUUGUGAGUAACGAUGAUCCCUCAACAGGUGUUGAAACAAGGAACGUUUUUUACAGGGAACUCCGCAAAUACAUCAAAGUGACUUUGUUCGGAAAGGCUUAUUCAAGGUUUCUGAGUUACGACGACUACUAUCCAACCCUGGCCUCCUGCAAGUUUUACCUUGCCUUUGAGAACUCCAUCCACAAAGACUACAUCACUGAGAAGAUCAACGGGCCGCUCGCGGCGGGGACCGUCCCUGUGGUGUUGGGUCCUCCGAGAAGAAACUAUGAGAACUUUGUUCCCGCCGAGUCCUUCAUUCAUGUCAAUGACUUCCCAGACGCAAAGUCACUAGCCAAAUAUCUGCUUUAUCUGGACAAGGAUGAAGAUGCAUAUCGCAAGUACUUUAACUGGAGGAAACAUCUCACUCCAAGUCCUCAUUUAAUAUUACAGACACAAGAGUUUAUUCUGGCUAUUUGCACUGCGUGUGACUAUACCGCACGACACAGACAAUAUAAAGAAGCUCACGAUCUCUAUGAGUGGUACUUCAAUUGAUGUUGCCUCAGGUUUUGGUGACAAAUAUUUUUAAAUAAUUAAUUAAUCUUUUCAUCUGCAAAUUCCUUUUAAAUCACCUUUAUAUCAUAAUCAGGAAAAAAAACAACAGUUAUAAGUUAAUAGGUUAUUCCUAAUGUCUGUAAUUGUUGUUUGCUGGUUUCUUUUUUAAAUACAAAUGUCCUCAUGUGCAGUUUGUUAGCUACAUUAUUUCUGUUUGUAAUUACAGUUUGGUUAUGU